Molecule: messenger RNA, 1683 nt
Organism: Myzus persicae (green peach aphid)
Lineage: Eukaryota; Metazoa; Arthropoda; Insecta; Hemiptera; Aphididae
Product: transmembrane protein 115
Exons: 3
Coding region: 207-1262 (351 amino acids)
Biological process (GO): retrograde vesicle-mediated transport, Golgi to endoplasmic reticulum
Cellular component (GO): membrane; Golgi apparatus
Source: RefSeq, a predicted model, not a curated record
UUUUUGAUGACUUCUGUGAUAUUAAUUAAUAGUUAUUACUUAUAUCUUUUUAUAAAAAAAAAAAUAGUAUUAUAGUUAUUAUGUAUUUAUGUGCAAUUGUGGAAAGCCGAGUACGAUUAAUAUAAUUCGAAUAUACGAUGAACGUACGUGCUUGUGUGAAUUGAUAUUUGUUUUUGGAGUUUUCGCGUGUCACAGCCAAUAUUACCAUGUCCGUUUUCAACAAAGUACGUAAAAAUUUACCUCACAUCAAGCAAAACACCGAACUGCUAUUCAACAACACCGGGCUGUGUAUUAAAAUCAUAUCGUGCGUGCUGUCUGUGUGCUAUUUCUUCUCGUUUUGGUCCAAGAGCUCGACGGUGUUCGGUGUGACUCCCGGUUACUUAUUUCCGCCUUCGUUCUGGUUAUGGACACCAUUCACAUUCUGUUUCUUCGAAACGCACCUGUGGCAAGUACUGCUCGACAUCGCAAUGGUGGCCGUGUGCAGCAAGCUCAUCGAACCCCUGUGGGGUGAACUACAAGUGCUCGUGUUCUUUGCCGUCGUCAAUGUAGGAGUGGCAUUGGCGUGCGCUGUGUUCUAUUAUAUCCUUUACAUGUGCACCUGGGACCCGGAACUAUUGUUCUCAGUGCACGUGCGUGGCUUGGCAGGAUAUCUAGCUGGCGUCACUGUUGCUGUAAAACAAAUCAUGCCCGAUAGCACCGUGCUUGACACGCCGGCUGGUCGUAUCACCAACCGCAAUGUACCUUUGUUCACAAUAUUUAUUGCACUCCUUCUCUGGUUUAUUGGUUUUGUUGAUGGCACGAAACCGACAAUGGUCAUCAGUGGAGUGUUGAUGAGUUGGACGUAUUUGAGGUUUUAUCAGAUACAUACAAACGGAACAAGAGGUGAUAUGGCUGACAAUUUUACUUUUGCAAGUUUUUUCCCAGUUAUUGUUCAGCCACCGAUUUCAGUAUUGUCAAAUUCAGUAUACAGUGUUUUUGUAAAAGCUGGUAUAUGCAGAAAGACUGUGCGUAGAGUUGAUAUUGCCAGUGCACCAACUGGUAUUACUGUUGCAUUGCCUGGCAUUCGAUCACUCGAUAUGGACAGAAGAAAAUUGUUAGCCUUAAAGGCUCUCAAUAGUCGAUUAGUUGAUACAACUAAAGAUACACCAAGAACGGAUAACAUUCAAUCUGAAAGAAGAGACUCUGUAGUUAUAUCAAUUGGAGAUACAGAACAAACUUCAAAACUAUCACCUACUAAUAUGGUUUCAAAUAAAACAACGUAGUAUAGGUGAAUUAUUUUAAGGGAUAAUAUAUAAUAAUUUAUUCAUGAAUUUUCAUAUGGUAAAUUAAAUUUAAUCUACUAUACAAGAGUCUAGAAAGUAUAGAAACGUUUUACAUUGUUUAUAUGCACAUUUAUAACAUGUUCUGUUUAUUCUAGACACCUAGUAUCUAAUUUUUACAUUGUUUAUUGAUUUUUGUACAUUUGUUGAUAUUGUAAAUAGGUAAACUAGGGUAUUUGAACUACCUAGCUCAUAGGUCUAUGGUUCACGGCCACCGUAUGGUACUUACCCAUCAAAAAAACCACGUAAUAAAAUUAAAAAUACAUUUAUCGCCAUCUGGUGGCCAAAUUUAAACCAAGUACACCAAGCUUUAGGACAUGUUCAUUGAAACCUUGUUGUCAUAGUAUAAUAAUAAUUGUUAAAA